This is a messenger RNA of Sardina pilchardus (European sardine), 2046 nucleotides long. RefSeq names its product hydroxysteroid (17-beta) dehydrogenase 12a (gene hsd17b12a). Lineage: Eukaryota; Metazoa; Chordata; Actinopteri; Clupeiformes; Clupeidae. Gene Ontology annotation, cellular component: endoplasmic reticulum. Bases 129 to 1112 code for a protein of 327 amino acids. Gene Ontology annotation, molecular function: oxidoreductase activity. The transcript is spliced from 11 exons. The record is from RefSeq and is a predicted model, not a curated record.
UAGUGUGUUGGGGGAGUUGUGGGAGUGUGAAGCUACAACCUGCUUAUAAAGGGCUCGCACGUUGUUGCUCUACAUUAGUGCAUAUUGCCGUAUUUUGGGUCACUUCACGCACAAAGACAUUCGCUCUCAUGGAGUUGGACUUGCUUCAUUCUGCUGAAACGCCGCUUUACUGGGUCGGUGCACUUACCACGGCCUCAUUCUUGCUGUGGCUGCUCUAUAAACUUAUCACCGCCAUUCGGAUAUGGGUUAUUGGGAACGGAGAUUUACUUUCUCCUAAAUUGGGAAAAUGGGCAGUUGUGACUGGCGCCACGGACGGCAUCGGGAAAUCCUAUGCAGAGGAGCUUGCCCGCAGAGGUUUUGCCUUGAUGCUCAUAAGUCGUUCUCAGGAGAAACUUGAUGACGUCUCCAAAUCACUCGAGGACAUGUACAAGGUGGAGACCAAGACCAUAGCUGUGGACUUUGGAGGGGCUGAUAUCUACUCAAAGGUUGAAGCCGGACUGGAAGGGCUGGAAGUUGGAAUUCUGGUGAACAAUGUUGGAAUCUCUUACUCCUACCCAGAGUUCUACCUAAAUAUUCCUGACCUGGAAAAUUUCAUCACUAACAUGAUCAAUGUCAACAUCACUUCGGUUUGUCAGAUGACCCGUUUGGUGCUGCCCAGAAUGGUUGAGAGGUCCAAGGGUGUGAUUCUGAACAUCUCCUCAGCCAGUGGCAUGUAUCCGGUUCCACUGCUGACUGUGUACUCUGCCUCCAAGGCCUUUGUGGACUUUUUCUCUCGUGGACUCCAUACUGAGUACAAGUGCAAGGGCAUCAUUAUUCAGAGUGUUCUUCCCUUCUUUGUGGCCACCAAGAUGACCAAGAUCAGGAAACCCACCCUGGACAAGCCUACACCUGAUCGUUAUGUUGCUGCUGAGGUGCAAACUGUGGGACUGGAGGACCAAACCAAUGGCUAUUUCCCCCAUGCUGUCAUGGGUUGGUGGUCUGCUGUCUUCGCACCCAUCCAACUGGUUCUCUACCUCGGAGCUCGGAUGAACAAGGCCCAGCGUGGAGGUUAUCUGAGGAGGAGAAAACAGAAAACUGAUUUGAUUCAAGCUGACCAAAGGAAAAACUUAUAGGCCUUAACUUGGCUGUACAAGCCCCUGCUGUUUAGUUUACAUUGAAGACCACCGGCCAUGUCCAUACGUAUGAUGACUUUGUAUGUGUUUGUAUGUCUGUCUAGGUUUUUUUUAUAUGCAUUUUGUUUGAAUAUUUGUACUCUUAAGGUUUUCCUUUCUCAGGGCUAUUUUGUGUAUUUCUCACUGUAUUGUCUUUUUUGGAAAUUGUAUAAAAAUGGCAAAAAGUCGCAAACUAACUAAGAGUCUGCUACAGGUAAAAAAAGGCUUACAAACUCUGUGAAAUCAUUGUUGGUUGAAAUCAGUAAUGUUGAUAAUUUCAGAACAACGGAAAGUUUGUAUUUAUCAUGUUUUACAUGUUCUUAUGUCACAUAUCCUGUAUUAAUUAUAUGGCUAGUGCCAUGACUCUUUAUAUCAAAACAUUCCCUCACGUAUGUGCCUUCUUUUCUAUAGACCACCUAAGGUUUAUUCUUACUGUUCAGAUCUUUUUCUACUAUAUUUUUAGGUUUGAAUAUUUAAAAGGUGCUGGAAAUGUAUCGGUGAGUGUCACUGAUUUUCAUAUGUGUAGGCUACUUCUGAUGGAACCAAAAGUCUUAGCCGAUAUACACCAUGGCAAUAUAAUGUAAGGUAACACUAAGUUAUCAUCUGAAGACCAAAGAUGAGUGGGGGACUUUGGGCCCGUGAACAGUUGGUUGCCUUUUAAAAGUAGCGCAUCCAUCAAUUACCAAAGAAUGAACCCUCUAAUGGAGUGCAUACAGCGCUGCUUUAUCAUAUUGUGUAGCACAAUCCUGUUUGGCUGGAUUUUCAGCACUGGCUUUUGGCCUAAUUUAGUGUUUUUUUCUGACACAGCAUUGCUUUGCCGUGAACAUUUUGUAUGGACACGUACUGCCAAAUGUGUGACGUACAAUCUUGUUUUGUUAAUAAAGUUUUCAACUUA